Messenger RNA from Apis dorsata (giant honeybee), 1183 nucleotides. RefSeq names its product protein CREG1 (gene CREG). Lineage: Eukaryota; Metazoa; Arthropoda; Insecta; Hymenoptera; Apidae. The transcript has 5 exons. The coding region runs from base 192 to 1064 and encodes 290 amino acids. The record is from RefSeq and is a predicted model, not a curated record.
UUGACCUUGAGCUAGUGAACAGUCAUUGGAGCUCAUACUUGUCGUCAUACUUUUGGCAGAUACGCGCCUAUAUAAGUGAUAAAUUCAAAAGAAGAUUGCAAAUGUAACAUAAUUUAGCAAAAUACGCGAGAGUAGAUUCUCGCGUUUUAGUAAACGUUUACCGUCGAAGUGAGCAACUGUGGUCACGAACCAUGAUUUUGCGUUUCACGAUCUUUCUUGCUUUUUUGAUUUUGACGAUCGAAGCGAAGAAAUAUUUGCAAUUUUCAGAAGAAGAACAAUGGCAAGAGUUUGAAGAGUAUAUGAAAUGGAAAAAGGCAAAGGAAAUACGUGAAAAUGGUCAACGAGAAAUUAAAUACGAAAAACGAUAUCAUGAAAAUCAUGAUAUGUAUAAAUCGCCAAAAAAAGAUCAACAAUUUUCUGUCAAUAAUCCACCACCUAUUAAUCAAGCAGCUUUAAUGGCAAGAUACAUUGUUAAUCAAGCUGACUGGGUAUCCGUGGCAACAAUAAGCACAAGACAAGAUAUCAAAUCGUUUCCAGCCGUAACUUUAGUUUCUUAUACUGAUGGACUUUUAGGAAAUGGAUCAGGAAUACCAUAUCUUUAUCUUACUCCUUUAGAUUUCACAGCUCAAGAUCUUGCAAAAGACAAUCGGGCGUCAUUUUUAAUGACAUUAGCUCAAGGGGAAUACUGUAAGUCCAAACAAUGGGAUCCCAUGGAUCCUCGUUGCGCCAGAAUUCUUUUAACCGGCAAAAUCAAAUCGUUGAAGAAUGAAAGUAUGGAACUAAAUUUCGCUAAAAAAGUAUUUUUUACACGUCAUCCAGGAUUGGUUAAUAUGCCUGAAGAUCAUCAUUUUUAUUUCGCGAAAUUGAAGAUAAUUUCAAUCGUAGUAUUGGAUACAUUUGGCGGGCCGAAAUAUGUUUCUGUGGAAGAUUAUUUACAUCCACCAAUAACGAAUAUUACUGAAGAAUUUAAUCGACAUUUUCCCUUAGAAUCUUAUGAGAGUAAAUCUCAAGAAGAAUAUAGUCCAGCCUCUAAUAUUUUAAAUCCUGUAGUCAAACUUGUAUAAAUUAAUAGAAAAAUUAACUUAAUCAUUAAGGAAUUUUAUACAUUAAAUUAUUUUCUUUGAAUGUGGAAAUUAAUGUAAUUAAUGUAAUAUAAUAAAAAAAUUUAUAAAUUAAUUGUAAA